Drosophila biarmipes is the source of this 1349-nucleotide messenger RNA. RefSeq lists its product as uncharacterized. The transcript is spliced from 3 exons. The record is from RefSeq and is a predicted model, not a curated record. The coding region runs from base 224 to 1183 and encodes 319 amino acids. NCBI's taxonomy places the organism in Eukaryota, Metazoa, Arthropoda, Insecta, Diptera, Drosophilidae.
UAAUUCUACAAUCAAAAAAGCAAAAAAAUAUGCAAAAUUGUUACGAUUUGGAGAUUUUUUUAAAAUUUCUGAUUAGGGUAAUUUUUUUGUGAAAACUUUUAUAAAUGAGAAUUUAAAGCAAAUAAUAUGUUCCAGCUCCCAUUGAGUACAAUCACACCUAUAUAUAAGGGAAUAAAACACAAAAGUGAGUACUCCGACCAAAGGAAGGAUAACACGGAACACGAUGCAUAUCCAUAGCUAUGGAGUGCUCCAAGGCGUCCUCCUAGGGGCAACAUCAAUAAUCAUUUUAUGGGUGCAAGGACUUGUUGGCUUGCCACUGGCUCUACCCGAUCGGGAGUCACUUCCGAUCGCCAUGGCGGAGGAUCUUCCGGCGGAGAGAGCUCCGAGGCAGAUCAAUUUAAAUCAGUCCGCCACUGAUGUUUUUAACACCCAGACGCCGCAUAAAUACGACGGCUUUAGAGUUUUCGGUAAGAAACUUCAAGAAGACUAUCACCGGAAAACGGGCUACGAUGCAACCCAUGCGCCACUGCCCAUUGCUGCGACCAAACAAACUACUCCUGGCCCCAAGGAAAGCCCUAAGAGUGCUAUACGACUCUAUGCUGAUCCACAAGAAGGUGAAGCAGGGGGUGGUGAGGAGGGGGGAGAAACGACUGAGGGAGGCGCGGAAGGCGGGGAAGGUUCAGGAGGAGGAGCUGUGGAAGCCGGUGGUGGAGGAAAUGAAACGGGCAAGGAGCUGACAGUUAGUAUUGAAAAAUUCCAAACAAAUCAAUAUGGAGACAAGGUAUACAACCCUUGGGGAAUCACCUUCGGACACCAGUUCUUGGACACCCGCUUCGGUCCGGGAAGUGGUCAAAUAGCGCUUUUGUCGGUCAAUCCGCAUCCGAUUCAGAACUACUAUCCCAGUGUUGAGAACCUGACCACCGUCUGCCUGAACAGAUCCACCAUCUACAACGACAUUAAGAUCGAGAAAUGGCUGAUGCGCUACGUCUACAGCAGGAAGAAGAAAGUCCGCCCCUUCUUUUUUGCUCUGCGUCAGCAACUAUACGAAAAGGGCGAUUCGGAGCAGUGCCACCAGGAGUCCUUUAGCGACUGGUUGCAGUACCAGGAGUGCGCUAUUCGGCGAAACCAGCGCAUGGAGUACUUUAUCCCCAAGUAUCCGCGACACCAACUAGCAACAAACUAAUCUGCAAGUACUACCAUAUCUCUUGGACGCAACCAUUCUGUUCAAAUUUCAGUUAGAUAUUGGCCUUGAUAUAUAUUUCAUGUGAAAUCCAGGGAACUAUUCGGAGAACACAAGGAAUGAUUAUUAUAUCCGAUCUUUCCCCUCAUUAAAAUUUAAAUUCAACCGA